Ochotona princeps (American pika) is the source of this 600-nucleotide messenger RNA. RefSeq names its product cilia and flagella associated protein 276 (gene CFAP276). The transcript is spliced from 5 exons. The coding region runs from base 31 to 534 and encodes 167 amino acids. The record is from RefSeq and is a predicted model, not a curated record. Lineage: Eukaryota; Metazoa; Chordata; Mammalia; Lagomorpha; Ochotonidae.
CUCCCGUCCCAUCUUGCUCCUCAAUUCGCAAUGCCUCCCACCCGGAACCCUUUCCAGCACCCUACAUUAGACAAUGACGAUUCCUACCUGGGAAAACAGCUGGCUUAUGAGAAAUUGCCGUACAAGAGUCCGGCUCAUCUGGCUCAGCAGCAAGAACCCUGGAGUCGGCUCAACGCAACUUCUACGAUUACGUCCAUGAGGCACCGUGCCUAUUUUUCUGACUGCAAGAUACCAAAGGAUGACCUGGACUUCCGCUUAGCAGCCCUGUACAACCACCAUACUGGGGCAUUCAAGGACAAAAGUGAGGUACUGUUACAUCAGGAGACAGUCCACGGAAUCAAGAUCCAAUUCCCGGCAGAGUCUUCACCGCCUCCUCUCCUGCCUCCUAUCACUUCCCGGGCUAACAUUAGACAGUGGACCAACCCUAAGAAGGAAUCCAUCCACAGCAUCCAAGGAUCCAUAGUGUCCCCUCACACCGCAGCCACCAAUGGAGGUUACUCACGCAAGAAGGAUGGUGGCUUCUUCUCCACAUAGGCCGCUGGUCUCACUGGCCCUGGCGGGAACCACUGCCGUCUGCUUCCAUUAAACAGAUUUGCUCAA